UUUCCCCUUUUUGCAGUCAUGCAUGAGCGUGUCGUGUUCAGUGCGAGAUAAGCUUGACUUCUGUUCUUCCUCGUUGCGAAAUAACAUUUCAGUCCACACACAGCUGCCGGUGAUUGAGACAUCGUGACGGUUCAGACGACAGACUGAUCAUCCUUUCAUGAGCUUUUCUGAAUUGUCUCCAUCAUGGAGGCGACUGGGAAAUACGACUUCUCAGCCACAGCAGAGGAUGAGCUGAGCUUCAGGAAGGGAGAUAUUAUCAAGAUUUUAGGCACUAACGACGACUGGUUCAGAGCAGAAAUCCACGGCAUGGAAGGAUUCGUUCCUCGGAAUUACAUCAACAUCCACUUCCCCAGCUGGUAUCAGGAGAACACCAGUCGACAGUCUGCUCAGGAUCAGCUGAUGCCUAAACCAAUCGGAUCAUUCCUCAUCAGAGGCUCCCAGAGUUCACCUGGAGAAUUCUCCAUUUCAGUCAGACAUGAGAAUGAUGUGCAGCACUUUAAGGUGAUGCGAGAUAAGCAGGGUCGGUAUUACCUGUGGACCGACACCUUCAGCUCCCUCAACACACUGGUGGAGUUCUACACACACACCUCCAUCUCCAAGCAGAGCCGCGUGUUCCUGCUCACAGAGCAGCGGAGUCCAUCAGAUUUCCCGCACAGGAAGUCUGCUGAAGCUCCGCCCAUCUCUCAGGAGAGACAAAACUACAGAACACCAGCACCACUGUUCCCUCGCCCACCCGAGCCCUCACCGCCAGCACAGGCGUCUGCGCUGCAGGUUCGGGCUGUGUAUGACUUCACUGCUGAGGACGCAGACGAGCUCAACUUCCACGCUGGAGAUGUUAUAGAGGUUUUAGAUCAGUCCGAUCGUUCCUGGUGGAAAGGUCUCUUGCGCGGGAGAAUCGGACUUUUCCCAGUUAACUACACCAAUCCGGUUUGAGAAUCCCAAACACAGACGUUCAGUUUAUAAUCCCUUUAUUCUUCUGUUCUUCUGUCUUGAUGUUGCGUAUUAAUGUUUUGUCCAUAUUUAUAGUAGGCCUACAAUCACAGUUGUGCAGUUAAGAAACACUUUUUCAUCUUUUCAUGAAUGCAGUACUGGAACUCACUCACACACACACACACACACACACACACACACACACACACACAGUCACAC
Rhinichthys klamathensis goyatoka is the source of this 1149-nucleotide messenger RNA. It is a transcript of the gene grap2b, whose product is annotated as GRB2 related adaptor protein 2b. The record is from RefSeq and is a predicted model, not a curated record. The transcript is spliced from 8 exons. Bases 184 to 933 code for a protein of 249 amino acids. NCBI's taxonomy places the organism in Eukaryota, Metazoa, Chordata, Actinopteri, Cypriniformes, Leuciscidae. Gene Ontology annotation, molecular function: protein binding.